CGCUCAUCCUCUUUACAGAGUCUGGAGAUUUAGAGAGAGAGAAAGAAGAUGCCGGCUGGACAUGGAUUGAGGUCAAGGACGAGGGAUCUGUUCUCUCGAGGUUUCCGGAAGAAGGGCACAAUCAAUCUGUCAACAUACCUCCGCACUUACCACAUCGGUGAGUAUGUCGACAUCAAAGUGAAUGGCGCUGUUCACAAGGGCAUGCCCCACAAGUUCUACCAUGGCCGCACUGGUCAGGUCUGGAACGUCACCAAGCGCGCCAUCGGUGUCGAAAUGAACAAGCAGGUAGGGCACAGGAUUAUUAGGAAGAGGAUCCAUGUGCGCAUAGAACAUGUCCAGCCAUCAAGGUGUACUGAGGACUUCAAACUGAGGAAAAAGAAGAAUGAUCAGUUGAAGGCAGAGGCCAAGGCAAGAGGCGAAGUCAUCAGCACAAAGAGGCAGCCGGAAGGUCCUAAACCGGGUUUCAUGGUUGAAGGUGCUACCUUGGAGACAGUCACGCCUAUACCCUACGAUGUGGUCAACGAUCUCAAGGGUGGCUAUUAGGUUAGCUCGAUGUUUUUUUUUGGGUUUAUGUGCUGCUGCGAACAUCUGAAGAUUGAAUUUGUGUCACAAUGUUUUGAUUUACUGUUUGUUUGGAGUUACUAUGCUUAAACAUGAGUAGGUACUGGGUUUGUUAUGUUUAAUGGUUUUUUUUUUUUUUAAAUGAAAUUGCUAAUCAAUAUUUUGUUGUGUUUGUGAA
Molecule: messenger RNA, 739 nt
Organism: Camellia sinensis
Lineage: Eukaryota; Viridiplantae; Streptophyta; Magnoliopsida; Ericales; Theaceae
Product: large ribosomal subunit protein eL21z/eL21y
Biological process (GO): translation
Cellular component (GO): ribosome
Molecular function (GO): structural constituent of ribosome
Source: RefSeq, a predicted model, not a curated record